CAUUGGUUGAGAGUUGCACGGGUGAGUUGCAUGGGUGGAGCAUUGCAUGGAUGCACUGUUGCAUGGUUAGGGCGUUGCAUGGAUGCAGUGUUGUGUGCAUGCAGCGCUGCAGGGAUGAAAUGUUGCAUGGGUGGAGCAUUGCAUGCAUAGGUGGGGUGUUGCAUGGAUGCAGCAGUGCAUGGAUGCAGCAUUGCCAUAGGGUGCCAUUGGGAUUCCCAUAGGGGUGCCAUUGGGUGCCAUUGGGUGAUAUUGGGGUACUCCCUGGGGUGCCAUUGGGGUUCCCCAUUGGAGUGCCCCAUGGCAUUCCCAUUGGGGCACCCAUUGGGAUUUCUAUUGGGGUGCCAUUGGGGUAUAAUCGAUUGGGGUGCCAUAGGGGUGCCAUUGGGGUGCCCUCCGGGGUGUCUUUGGGGUGCCAUUGGGAUUCCCAUUGGGGUGCCAUUGGGGUGUCAUUGAGGUGCCAUUGGCUGUCAUUGGGUGCCAUUGGGAUUCCCAUUGGGGUGCCAUUGGGGUGCCCUCAGGGGUGCCAUUGGGGUUCCCAUUGGGGUGCCCUUGGGAUACCCUCUGGGGUGUCUUUGCGGUGCCCGCUAGGGUGCUAUUGGGGUGCUACUGGGUGUUAUUGGGGUCCCUAUUGGGAUGCCACUGGGGUACCCUUGGGGUGCUACUGGGAUUGCCAUUGGGGUGCCAUUGGGGUGUCAUCGAUUGGGGUGCCACUGGGAUUUCCGUUGGGGUGCCAUUGGGAUUUCCACUGGGGUGCCACUGGGGUUCCCAUUGGGUGCCACUGGGGUAUAAUCAAUUGGGGUACCAUUGGGUGCCAUUGGGGUGUCAUUGGGAUGUCCAUUGGGGUGCCUUUGGGGUAUGAUCAAUUGGGGUCCCCAAUGGGGUGCCUAUUGGGAUUGCCAUUGGGGUGCCAUUAGGACAUCCGUUGUAGGGAUUCCCAUUGGGGUGACAGUAGGGCGCCCAUGGGGUGCUACUGAGGUACUCAUUGGGUGCCAUUGGGGUUCCCAUUGGGGCACCCAUUGGGAUGCCCAUAGAGCAGCCACUAGGAUGCCCACUGGGGUGCCAUUGGGAUUCCCAUUGGGGUGCCAUUGGGGUGUCAUUGAGGUGCCAUUGGCUGUCAUUGGGUGCCAUUGGGAUUCCCAUUGGGGUGCCAUUGGGGUGCCCUCAGGGGUGCCAUUGGGGUUCCCAUUGGGGUGCCCUUGGGAUACCCUCUGCGGUGUCUUUGUGGUGCCCACUGGGGUGCUAUUGGGGUGCUACUGGGUGCUAUUGGGGUCCCUAUUGGGAUGCCACUGGGGUACCCUUGGGGUGCUACUGGGAUUGCCAUUGGGGUGCCACUGGGGUAUCAUCCAUUGGGGUGCCAUUGGGGUGCCAUUGGGUGCCCAUUGGGUGCCCAUUGGGGUGCCAUUGGGAUGUCCAUUGGGGUGCCCCAUGGGAUUCCCACUGGCAUUCCCUUUGGGGCACCCAUUGGGAUUUCCGUUGGGCUGCCAUUGGGGUGUCAUUGAGGUGCCAUUGGCUGUCAUUGGGUGCCAUUGGUGUUCCCAUUGGGCUGCCAUUGGGAUACCCUCUGGGGUGUCUUUGGGGUGCCCACUGGGGUGCCAUUGGGGUUCCCAUUGGGUGCCAUUGGGGUAUAAUGGAUAGGGGUGACAUUGGGUGCCCAUUGGGGUGCCAUUGGGUGCCCAUUGGUGUGCCCCAUGGGAUUCCCACUGGCAUUCCCUUUGGGGCACCCAUUGGGAUUUCCAUUGGGCUGCCAUUGGGGUGUCACUGGGAUGCCAUUAGGAUGGCCAUUGGGUGCCCAUUGGGGUGCCAUUGGGGUGUCACUGGGGUUCCCAUUGUGGUUCCCAUUGAGAUGCCCAGCAGGAUUCCAACCAGGGUGCCAUUGGGGUGCCCUUGGGGUGCUUUUGGGGUUCCCAUGGGGGCAGCCCUUGGGGUGCCUAUUGGGGUGCCCCAUGGGAUUCCCAUUGGGGUGCCCUUGGGAUACCCUCUGGGGUGUCUUUGUGGUGCCCACUGGGGUGCUAUUGGGGUGCUACUGGGUGCUAUUGGGGUCCCUAUUGGGAUGCCACUGGGGUACCCUUGGGGUGCUACUGGGAUUGCCAUUGGGGUGCCAUUGGGAUUUCAACUGGGGUACCCUUGGGGUGCUACUGGGAUUGCCAUUGGGGUGCCACUGGGGUAUCAUCCAUUGGGGGUGCCAUUGGGAUUCCCUCUGUGGUGCCAUUGGGGUGCCCUCAGGGGUGCCAUUGGGGUUCACAUUGGGUGCCAUUGGGGUAUAAUGGAUAGGGGUGACAUUGGGUGCCCAUUGGGGUGCCAUUGGGAUGUCCAUUGGGGUGCCCCAUGGGAUUCCCACUGGCAUUCCCUUUGGGGCACCCAUUGGGAUGUCCAUUGGGGUGCCAUUGGGGUGUCACUGGGGUAUGAUCAAUUGGGGUCCCCAUUGGGGUGCCAUUGGGGUAUAAUUGAUCGGGGUGCCAUUGGGGUGCCUUUGGGAUGCCAUUAGGAUGGCCAUUGGGUGCCCAUUGGGGUGCUAUUGGGGUGCCAUUGGGGUGUCACUGGGGUUCCCAUUGGGGUUCCCAUUGAGAUGCCCAGCAGGAUUCCAACCAGGGUGCCAUUGGGGUGCUCUUGGGGUGCUCUUGGGGUUCCCAUAGGGGCAGCCCUUGGGGUGCCUAUUGGGUGCCACCGGGAUUCCCAUUGGGGUGCCCUUUGGGGUGCCAUUGGUGUACCCUCUGGGGUGUCUUUGUGGUGCCCACUGGGGUGCUAUUGGGGUUUUACUGGGUGCUAUUGGGGUCCCUAUUGGGAUGCCACUGGGGUACCCUUGGGGUGCCCCUGGGAUUGCCAUUGGGGUGCCAUUGGGAUUUCCACUGGGGCACCAUUGGGGUGCCCUCAGGGGUGCCAUUGGGGUUCCCAUUGGGUGCCACUGGGGUAUAAUCAAUUGGGGUGCCAUUGGGGUGUCAUCGAUUGGGGUGCCAUUGGGGUGCCCUCUGGGGUGUCUCUGGGGUGCCCACUGGGGUGCCCAUUGGGUGCCCAUUGGGAUGUCCAUUGGGGUGCCAUUGAGAUGUCCAUUGGGGUGCCCCAUGGGAUUCCCACUGGCAUUCCCUUUGGGGCUCCCAUUGGGGUGCCAUUGGGGUGUCAUUGGGUGCCCAUUGGGGUGUUUUUGGGAUGCCACUGGGGUUCCCUUGGGGUGCCACUGGGGUAUCAUCGAUUGGGGUGCCAUUGGGAUUUCCACUGUGGUGCCAUUGGGGUUCCCAUUGGGUGCCACUGGGGUAUAAUGGAUUGGGGUGCCAUUGGGUGCCAUUGGGAUGUCCAUUUGGGUGCCCCAUGGGAUUCCCACUGGCAUUCCCUUUGGGGCACCCAUUGGGAUUCCCAUUGGGGUACCCUCUGGGGUGUCUUUGUGGUGCCCACUAGGGUGCUAUUGGGGUGCUACUGGGUGCUAUUGGGGUCCCUAUUGGGAUGCCACUGGGGUACCCUUGGGGUGCUACUGGGAUUGCCAUUGGGGUGCCAUUGGGGUAUCAUCCAUUGGGGUGCCAUUGGGAUUCCCACAGGUGUAUCAUUGGGGUGCCACACAGAUGCUUUUGGGGUUCCCAUUGGGGCACCCAUUGGGAUGCCCAUAGAGGUACCACUAGGAUGCCCACUGGGGUGCCAUUGGGAUUCCCAUUAGGGUGGCAUUGAGAUGUCCAUUGGGGUGCCCCAUGGGAUUCCCACUGGCAUUCCCUUUGGGGCACCCAUUGGGAUUUCCAUUGGGGUGCCAUUGGGGUAUAAUCGAUUGGGGUGCCAUAGGGGUGCCAUUGGGUGCCCACUGUGGUGCCCAUUGGGGUGCCAUUGGGAUCCCAUUGGGGUGGCAUUGGGAUACCCUCUGGGGUGUCUUUGGGUCGCCCAUUGGGUGCCCAUUGGGGUGGCAUUGGGAUGUCCAUUGGGGCGCCCCAUGGGAUUCCCACUGGCAUUCCCUUUGGGGCACCCAUUGGGAUUCCCAUUGGGGUGCCAUUGGGGUGUCAUUGAGGUGCCAUUGGCUGUCAUUGGGUGCCAUUGGGAUUCCCAUUGGGGUGCCAUUGGGGUGCCCUCAGGGGUGCCAUUGGGGUUCCCAUUGGGGUGCCCUUGGGAUACCCUCUGCGGUGUCUUUGUGGUGCCCACUGGGGUGCUAUUGGGGUGCUACUGGGUGUUAUUGGGGUCCCUAUUGGGAUGCCACUGGGGUACCCUUGGGGUGCUACUGGGAUUGCCAUUGGGGUGCCACUGGGGUAUCAUCCAUUGGGGUGCCAUUGGGAUCCCAUUGGGUGCCCAUUGGGGUGCCCUCCGGGGUGUCUCUGGGGUGCCCACUGGGGUGCCCAUUGGGUGCCCAUUGGGGUGGCAUUGGGAUGUCCAUUGGGGUGCCCCAUGGGAUUCCCACUGGCAUUCCCUUUGGGGCACCCAUUGGGAUUUCCGUUGGGGUGCCAUUGGGGUGUCAUUGAGGUGCCAUUGGCUGUCAUUGGGUGCCAUUGGGAUUCCCACUCUGGUCCCAUUCGGGUGCCAUUGGGGUGCCUUUGGGGUAUGAUCAAUUGGGGUCCCCACUGGGGUGCCAUUGGGAUUCCCAUUGGGGCGCCACUGGGGUGCCAUUGGGACGCCCAUUGUAGGGAUUCCCAUUGGGGUGACAGUAGGGCGCCCAUGGGGUGCUACUGAGGCACUCACUGGGUGCCACUGGGGUUCCCAUUGGGGCACCCAUUGGGAUGCCCAUAGAGGUGUCACUAGGAUGCCCACUGGGUGCUAUUGGGGUGCCAUUGGGAUUCCCAUUGGGGUGCCAUUGGGAUACCCUCUGGGGUGUCUUUGAGGUGCCCACUGGGGUGCUAUUGGGGUGCUACUGGGUGCUAUUGGGGUCCCUAUUGGGAUGCCACUGGGGUACCCUUGGGGUGCUACUGGGAUUGCCAUUGGGGUGCCACUGGGGUAUCAUCCAUUGGGGUGCCAUUGGGGUGCCAUUGGGUGCCCAUUGGGUGCCCAUUGGGGUGCCAUUGGGAUGUCCAUUGGGGUGCCCCAUGGGAUUCCCACUGGCAUUCCCUUUGGGGCACCCAUUGGGAUUUCCGUUGGGCUGCCAUUGGGGUGUCAUUGAGGUGCCAUUGGCUGUCAUUGGGUGCCAUUGGUGUUCCCAUUGGGCUGCCAUUGGGAUACCCUCUGGGGUGUCUUUGGGGUGCCCACUGGGGUGCCAUUGGGGUUCCCAUUGGGUGCCAUUGGGGUAUAAUGGAUAGGGGUGACAUUGGGUGCCCAUUGGGGUGCCAUUGGGUGCCCAUUGGUGUGCCCCAUGGGAUUCCCACUGGCAUUCCCUUUGGGGCACCCAUUGGGAUUUCCAUUGGGCUGCCAUUGGGGUGUCACUGGGAUGCCAUUAGGAUGGCCAUUGGGUGCCCAUUGGGGUGCCAUUGGGGUGUCACUGGGGUUCCCAUUGUGGUUCCCAUUGAGAUGCCCAGCAGGAUUCCAACCAGGGUGCCAUUGGGGUGCCCUUGGGGUGCUUUUGGGGUUCCCAUGGGGGCAGCCCUUGGGGUGCCUAUUGGGGUGCCCCAUGGGAUUCCCAUUGGGGUGCCCUUGGGAUACCCUCUGGGGUGUCUUUGUGGUGCCCACUGGGGUGCUAUUGGGGUGCUACUGGGUGCUAUUGGGGUCCCUAUUGGGAUGCCACUGGGGUACCCUUGGGGUGCUACUGGGAUUGCCAUUGGGGUGCCAUUGGGAUUUCAACUGGGGUACCCUUGGGGUGCUACUGGGAUUGCCAUUGGGGUGCCACUGGGGUAUCAUCCAUUGGGGUGCCAUUGGGAUUCCCUCUGUGGUGCCAUUGGGGUGCCCUCAGGGGUGCCAUUGGGGUUCACAUUGGGUGCCAUUGGGGUAUAAUGGAUAGGGGUGACAUUGGGUGCCCAUUGGGGUGCCAUUGGGAUGUCCAUUGGGGUGCCCCAUGGGAUUCCCACUGGCAUUCCCUUUGGGGCACCCAUUGGGAUGUCCAUUGGGGUGCCAUUGGGGUGUCACUGGGGUAUGAUCAAUUGGGGUCCCCAUUGGGGUGCCAUUGGGGUAUAAUUGAUCGGGGUGCCAUUGGGGUGCCUUUGGGAUGCCAUUAGGAUGGCCAUUGGGUGCCCAUUGGGGUGCUAUUGGGGUGCCAUUGGGGUGUCACUGGGGUUCCCAUUGGGGUUCCCAUUGAGAUGCCCAGCAGGAUUCCAACCAGGGUGCCAUUGGGGUGCUCUUGGGGUGCUCUUGGGGUUCCCAUAGGGGCAGCCCUUGGGGUGCCUAUUGGGUGCCACCGGGAUUCCCAUUGGGGUGCCCUUUGGGGUGCCAUUGGUGUACCCUCUGGGGUGUCUUUGUGGUGCCCACUGGGGUGCUAUUGGGGUUUUACUGGGUGCUAUUGGGGUCCCUAUUGGGAUGCCACUGGGGUACCCUUGGGGUGCCCCUGGGAUUGCCAUUGGGGUGCCAUUGGGAUUUCCACUGGGGCACCAUUGGGGUGCCCUCAGGGGUGCCAUUGGGGUUCCCAUUGGGUGCCACUGGGGUAUAAUCAAUUGGGGUGCCAUUGGGGUGUCAUCGAUUGGGGUGCCAUUGGGGUGCCCUCUGGGGUGUCUCUGGGGUGCCCACUGGGGUGCCCAUUGGGUGCCCAUUGGGAUGUCCAUUGGGGUGCCAUUGAGAUGUCCAUUGGGGUGCCCCAUGGGAUUCCCACUGGCAUUCCCUUUGGGGCUCCCAUUGGGGUGCCAUUGGGGUGUCAUUGGGUGCCCAUUGGGGUGUUUUUGGGAUGCCACUGGGGUUCCCUUGGGGUGCCACUGGGGUAUCAUCGAUUGGGGUGCCAUUGGGAUUUCCACUGUGGUGCCAUUGGGGUUCCCAUUGGGUGCCACUGGGGUAUAAUGGAUUGGGGUGCCAUUGGGUGCCAUUGGGAUGUCCAUUUGGGUGCCCCAUGGGAUUCCCACUGGCAUUCCCUUUGGGGCACCCAUUGGGAUUCCCAUUGGGGUACCCUCUGGGGUGUCUUUGUGGUGCCCACUAGGGUGCUAUUGGGGUGCUACUGGGUGCUAUUGGGGUCCCUAUUGGGAUGCCACUGGGGUACCCUUGGGGUGCUACUGGGAUUGCCAUUGGGGUGCCAUUGGGGUAUCAUCCAUUGGGGUGCCAUUGGGAUUCCCACAGGUGUAUCAUUGGGGUGCCACACAGAUGCUUUUGGGGUUCCCAUUGGGGCACCCAUUGGGAUGCCCAUAGAGGUACCACUAGGAUGCCCACUGGGGUGCCAUUGGGAUUCCCAUUAGGGUGGCAUUGAGAUGUCCAUUGGGGUGCCCCAUGGGAUUCCCACUGGCAUUCCCUUUGGGGCACCCAUUGGGAUUUCCAUUGGGGUGCCAUUGGGGUAUAAUCGAUUGGGGUGCCAUAGGGGUGCCAUUGGGUGCCCACUGUGGUGCCCAUUGGGGUGCCAUUGGGAUCCCAUUGGGGUGGCAUUGGGAUACCCUCUGGGGUGUCUUUGGGUCGCCCAUUGGGUGCCCAUUGGGGUGCCAUUGGGAUGUCCAUUGGGGCGCCCCAUGGGAUUCCCACUGGCAUUCCCUUUGGGGCACCCAUUGGGAUUCCCAUUGGGGUGUCAUUGAGGUGCCAU
Lagopus muta (rock ptarmigan) is the source of this 7537-nucleotide messenger RNA. RefSeq lists its product as uncharacterized. Bases 1022 to 2485 code for a protein of 487 amino acids. The transcript is spliced from 2 exons. The record is from RefSeq and is a predicted model, not a curated record. NCBI's taxonomy places the organism in Eukaryota, Metazoa, Chordata, Aves, Galliformes, Phasianidae.